This is a messenger RNA of Papaver somniferum (opium poppy), 1436 nucleotides long. Its product is annotated as ACT domain-containing protein DS12, chloroplastic-like. NCBI's taxonomy places the organism in Eukaryota, Viridiplantae, Streptophyta, Magnoliopsida, Ranunculales, Papaveraceae. The coding region runs from base 374 to 1237 and encodes 287 amino acids. The transcript is spliced from 10 exons. The record is from RefSeq and is a predicted model, not a curated record. Gene Ontology annotation, cellular component: chloroplast thylakoid membrane; chloroplast stroma.
UAGGGCUGAGAAAACGAAUAUCCAUCUCAUCAUCAUAUCCUCAAAUUGAUGAUGCAGAUGAGAUGUGAGUGAACUGUAAUACAUUUCCCUCUCAACCAAACGCGUCGUUAUUAUCUAAAAAUUUCAUGGCGAAGAAGGAUAAUACAAUGAACAGUACUGCACAGCAAAUUUCAGCCAAGUGGUUAACAAAUUCAAAUACAUUCAAAACCCAUGAAAUUACAGCUAGUAUUAUCUUCCAUUUGUUUCUUUCCUACCAACCAAUUCUAUAGCACUAACUAGCUUGUUUUUUUUGUUUUCGUUUUUCUUAGUUUUUCUAGGAUCCUUUUUUUCUUCUUCUUGUGUAAUUUAUUUGUUGUAUUUGUAAAGCUUCAAAAUGGCUGUAGCUAUAGCUGCUGGGACUACUGUAAGGGUUUGUUCUGGUUUGAAAAUUGUUGAAAAUCAUUUACAGAAUCAUAAUGGGUUUACCAAGAAGUUCUUGAUUUCUGAUGUUCAAAGAUGUCAAAUUUUCCCCAAAGGAAGAUUGUCAUCUUCUGUAGCUGUGAAAGUCCCACGAGCUUCAUCUACAGCUUCUGUAGAGGAUGGAAGUUCUAGCGGGACUGACACAGUUCCUACUCCCAAAGUAAUAAUUGAUCAGGAUUCAGAUCCAAAUGCAACUGUUGUGGAGAUAACUUUCGGUGAUCGCCUUGGAGCUCUCCUCGAUACGAUGAAUUCCCUUAAAAAUCUUGGACUUAAUGUUGUUAAGGCGAAUGUCUUCUUGGACUCUUCUGGGAAGCACAACACAUUUUGUAUUACUAAAGCUGAUACUGGCAGAAAAGUUGAGGAACCAGAGUUAUUAGAAGCUAUACGUUUGACGAUAAUAAACAAUUUGCUGGAGUAUCACCCGGAAUCAAGUGCUCAGUUAGCAAUGGGAGUAGCUUUUGGAAUUGAACCACCAAAGCAAGAGAUUGAUGUGGAUAUUGCAACCCAUGUAAACAUAUACGACGAUGGUCCCGAUCGCAGCUUGCUUUAUGUUGAGUCUGCCGAUCGCCCUGGAUUACUGGUGGAUCUCGUGAAGAUCAUCACUGACAUAAACGUUUCAGUUCAGUCAGGAGAGUUUGAUACCGAGGGGCUGUUGGCCAAAGCAAAAUUUCAUGUUAGUUAUCGGGAUAAAGCCAUCAUCAAACCUCUCCAGCAGGUUAUUUCAAAUAGCCUGAGGUAUUUCCUGAGGCGGCCAUUCACCGACGACGCGAGUUUUUGAGCUGUUCUAGGUAGGGACCAUAUGUAAGUUUAUAUAUACUCGAGAUGACUUGAGUAUUUGUGUUAAAGGGGUUGGAUUGUGGAAUGUAAAUGAAUUCAUGUCUCCCUGUUGGAAUAAUAUGUUACUGUGACGACAACUAUUUAAGAAUAAUCUGUUGUACUAAAGAUCGCAUCAAGUUAUAAAAGUACAUUUCUGCCCA